AUGAAGUACAACAUCGCUCUUGCCGCGUUGGCCACUACUGUCGCCGCUUUGGACUACCCUAUUCUCGGCCGUCAAAACGAUGCGACUGAGGAAUACAUCCAGGAAGUCUGUUACCCUAACACCACUUCACCGGUCCCUCCUUGCCAGGCCAUCAUCAACAUCGAGUCUGCUUGCCAGCCCAACGGUACCAGCUCAUUGGCCUACGAAGCUCACCAGCAAUGCAUGUGCAAUGGCGGAUACUUCCCCAACUGGAGCGGCUGCCUGAACUGCGAGUAUGUGCACGGCACCCGUAGCGAGGCCGUCCGCGAAGCCUUCGAAAACAUCAUUUCCUCUGCGUCGUCGUCAUUCUGCGGUGCUGCUACGCCUACAGCUGUAUUCGCCAAAUAUUUCUCCGCGGUAUCAGAUUCUAGCCCUCAAACCGCAACUUCCGGGGCCACAACCGUCAGCGAUCAGUACCCCAGCCAGACCGCUGUAAGCCUCUACUACACCGCAACCGGUAAUCAGGGACCUGGCGCCAUCACUGGCAGCGCUGCUGAAGCUACUGCCGUUGCUUCUUCCAGCGCCGCUUCAUCAGGUUCAAGCAGCGGUUCUCUGGCUGCCAGCGCUGCCUCAACAAGCAAGGGCUUGACCUCUGCUUCUGCUUCGAGCAGCGCCGCUUCGAAGAUGUCCACAAGCACCUCGGCACACUCGAGCAGCGGCAGCGCCACUGGAUCCUCGUCUGCUGCUUCUUCGUCGGCAGCUGCUCACACUGGUGCUGCCAACGCUGUCGUUGUCAGCGAGGGCUUACUCGCUGUUGUCGCUGGAGCUAUGAUGUUGAUGUAA
Messenger RNA from Aureobasidium melanogenum CBS 110374, 822 nucleotides. RefSeq lists its product as uncharacterized. The coding region runs from base 1 to 822 and encodes 273 amino acids. NCBI's taxonomy places the organism in Eukaryota, Fungi, Ascomycota, Dothideomycetes, Dothideales, Saccotheciaceae. The transcript has a single exon. The record is from RefSeq and is a predicted model, not a curated record.